Messenger RNA from Thermochaetoides thermophila DSM 1495, 1317 nucleotides. RefSeq lists its product as uncharacterized. The transcript is spliced from 2 exons. NCBI's taxonomy places the organism in Eukaryota, Fungi, Ascomycota, Sordariomycetes, Sordariales, Chaetomiaceae. The coding region runs from base 1 to 1317 and encodes 438 amino acids. The record is from RefSeq and is a predicted model, not a curated record.
AUGAGACUCCUCAACACAGAGACCCUUCAAGUAAAGGAAUUUUUUGGCUUCCUACCUCCUUACGCCAUACUCUCGCAUACAUGGGAGAAAGAAGAGGUCCUCUUCUCCGACAUGCAAAACGUCUCAUUGGCACACCAAAAAGCAGGAUUCGUCAAACUGCAGGCGGCAUGUCAACUGGCACUGAAACAAGGAUACCACUGGAUCUGGAUAGACACCAGCUGCAUCGACAAGUCUAGCAGUGCGGAGUUAUCGGAGGCCAUCAACAGCAUGUAUCGCUGGUACGCAGAAUUUGCUGUCUGCUACGCCUACCUCUGUGAUGUCGAGUAUCAUCGGCUUGACGACAUUCGAAACAGCCGUUGGUUUACCCGUGGUUGGACCCUACAGGAGCUUAUUGCCCCGACGCGCGUGGAGUUCUACGAUAAACGAUGGGUCUAUAUUGGUGAGAAACACGACGAUAUCCUCCGUUCUAUUCUGUCGCAGGCUAGCCUGGUCGAUGAGUGUGUGCUUGCUGGUGUUGUGUCGCUUGACAGGAUCAGCGUUGCUCGGAAGAUGUAUUGGGCGUCGAGGCGCUACACAACCAGGAAAGAGGACGAAGCAUACUGUCUGCUUGGCAUAUUCGAUGUCAAUAUGCCUCUGUUAUACGGGGAAGGGAAGAAGGCCUUUAUUCGGUUACAACAAGAGAUCAUGAAAGCGACAGACGACCAGUCCGUCCUAGCGUGGUAUUGCUUCGAUCCAGAAGAGCUGAGAGCUAUGAGACGAAACUUCACCAACACGCUACCGACAGUCCUAGCAACCUCCCCUCGAUGCUUCGCACGGUCAAGAGACAUAUGGCCCCUAACCUCCCUGUUCUUUGACCCUCCAGAAAAAAGGCUGCGCAAUAUGGAUUGUGUUGGUGGUGCCGUUGAGUUUUCUGCCCUGAUUGAUAAGAAAUCAAUGGCUGGAGACAGUGGGGCUCCUGAACUUAAACGGGUCCUUCUGAAUUGCCAAAUGGGGCAAAUACCAGGAACACUACCGAUUAUUCUAGUAGACGAGGCUUCUGGAACCAGGUAUAUGCAGCCUGAUGAAGUCACUUCAACAAAUAUUUAUCUGGAGGUCGAGGGAAAAGCUCCCCCUCUGGGAGUGUUCCCCGAAUCCUCCAAUCCAGCCCUGAUUACCUCAAGAAACGCUUUGGAUGACCGUCGCCAAUCGCCAAAAGUCUUCAAAGAAGAGCCCAUCGAGAAAAACGACGAUUCAUAUGGAGUCCCGGCCGCAAACCCCUUCUCCUAUGCCAUUGAGCGUAUCAAAAUCUUCAAGACCGCAACAUAUUCAGGCCAGUAA